CUUCCUUCCCUCCUCCUUCUCCUCGCAGGCCAGCGAAGCAGCCGAUCAAGGGGGAGCUGGCGGGUUAGGUGCCCCCCUCUUCUCCCUGCCCUCCCCCCCCCUCCCGGCUCGCUUCUCGCGUCUCCCCCCAGAGAUGAUGCAGCAGGACGAGUCAAACUCGCCAGUCUCCCCCGCCGACGACAGCUUGAGCAACAGCGAAGAGGAGCCGGACCGGCAGCAGCUGCCCAACAACAAGAGAGGGGGGCGCAAGCGCCGCUCCAGCCGCCGCAGCGCCGGCGGCGCCGUCGGGGCCGCGGACGAGCCCUGCAGCCCGGCCCAAGGCAAGCGGGGCAAGAAGUGCGGGGCGGGCGGGGGCGGCGGGGGCGGCGGCAGCAGCAGCGGCGGCGGCAGCCCGCAGUCCUACGAGGAGCUGCAGACCCAGCGGGUCAUGGCCAACGUGCGGGAGCGGCAGCGCACGCAGUCGCUGAACGAAGCCUUCGCCGCCCUGCGGAAGAUCAUCCCCACGCUGCCCUCGGACAAGCUGAGCAAGAUCCAGACCCUCAAGCUGGCGGCCAGGUACAUCGACUUCCUCUACCAGGUCUUACAGAGCGACGAGCUGGACUCCAAGAUGGCAAGCUGCAGCUAUGUGGCCCACGAGCGGCUCAGCUACGCCUUCUCGGUGUGGAGAAUGGAGGGCGCCUGGUCCAUGUCCGCAUCCCACUAGCAGGCGGCGUCCCCCACCCGCAUCCCCCCGGCAGGAGCCCUAGAUGACAUUGUUCCCACAGAAGGAGAGAAUGGACAAUCUAGAGACUCUGAAGUUGGAUACGAUUUUUUUUGAUCUUGUCUAACAAAAAAUGUACCAAGGAUUUCUUGGAAAUUAGAAGAGUAAUGUCCAAAUUCAAAGCAGGGCGUGGGGAGCACUUAAGGAAAGAGAAAGAGAGAAGGGCUUUGGACAGUGACUACCCUCUGGGCGUCGGUACAAUCCACACAUCUCUGCAUUCUGAUAGAAGUCUGAAUCGUUCGAUAUUUUUUAUUUUUUAAUUUUGACGAAGAAUGUUGGAAUUGAACUUUUUUUUAUUUGCCCGUUUUUUUUUUGCAUGCAUGCAUUCCCAAGAGGUCGUGCCUAUGAGCCACUGAUGAAAGGAAAUACAUUAUUGUGGACUUUCUUCAUUCUUGAAUGAAACCAAGCAGCCAACCAAAAAUACCCCUGUAGAGAUGAAAACUUUUUUUUUUUUUUUUUUUUAGGGGGGAAUAAGCUGGGCUCAAGCUGAUAUAUACCCGGUUCCUAACUUUUUUUUAUUAUUAUUAUUUUUCCUCUGAGAAAAAAAUAAACAUUUUAUUUAUUUAUUGAUGACCCAUGUUAAAAUGCAAAUAGAUCCGGUGUCUAAAUGCAUUCCUAUUUUUAUGAUUGUUUUGUAAAUAUCAUUGUAUAUUAUUUUUCUGCAAUAAAUAAAUAUGAUUGAAAUUUUAAUAACCUUAAAGUUUGGUUUCUCUGAGAACUCAGGGUUAGAACUGUAGAUAAAUACCUGCCUGUUGAGCUGUAAAGACACCCAAGAGAGGAGGCACUAGUAUAAACAAACCAGGCGAAAAAUGCAAAUAAACUAGCUACUGACAGACACAGGCACGUUAUUUAUUGAGACAGCUUUAUUAUUCUGUGCUGAAGCUCGCUGCAUCUGCAGAGGAAGGUUUUGUCUCUUCUCUCUUUCUCUCCCUCUCCCCCUUUAAUCUUCACGCCAGGCUCGGCGGAGUUGCGCGGGGAGCGGAGGUUUCUCAGCAAAGCCCUACCCCUGCCUUCGUGUUUUGCCCCCAGAGGUGAGGCAGGAGCGGGGCCGGUUCCCCAGCCCCCGGAGCAGGUUACUUUUGCUGAUAUCCCCGAGGAAGUGGCAUCGGUUUUAAAUAGGGAUUCGUCCAUCCAAAGGCAAAGCAAAAGAAAGUGAGACUGAAAUAGGGAAGUGUCUAGCGAGUGGGCUUUUCCGGUGGAAGUGAUGUUUGCUCUGCUCUCUAGGGUUUUCUAUAAUAUAUAUACUAGCGAUCACAUUUUCGUUGAGCAAAGCACGGAGGGAUACUCUAACCCGCCCUCUUCUCCUUUUCUACGUGUAGGGCGCAUAUUGCCCCUCUUUCUUUUCACCAUAUUUUCCUCGGGGUCCCAGUAUGCGGCAAGAACCCGAGCUGCAAAAGAGAGGAACGUACUGAUCUGAGGGCUCGGAAGGAAGGUGAAAGGGAAGUUGUAAAAAAAAAAAAAAAAACCCUGAAAACAAAACAACCCAAACCAAACCUAAUAACCGGGCAGCUGAUUGAGUCCCUGUUGUCACUUGCUGAUCUCCCAGCGCUUGGCAGCCGGGCAGGGAGAGGGCAGCGGCGCCUCCUGGCCCUCCGCGGCCGCGGAAGGUGCGCGGGAGCGCUGCCGCCCUGGGAGCUGAGCAGUGCCCUCCGAGGAGACAGGGACUCUGCCGCCGGGGUUCGGCCGGGGUCCAGGGUAAAUAGGAUGGGGGACUUCUUCAUGACAGAACCUGUUUGUAUAGCUCACGAGUUGACUUUAUUGCCUGUAUUUGUUUCCACAUCCGCAUAUUGCCGUCUCUUACCCACAUAACAGUUUUACGAAUAUAAUAUCGGGCAUAUUCUGAGCCAGCGCUCAAUGUUUACAGUAGAGAGCCGUCAGCGCUUGUUUGCACUGACGGAUUAGCGAGGACUUGAAAAUUAGAUGACGGCCCUGGUGGUCGCAGCUCCAAAUGAUGGAGAGGAGGGGAAGCCGCUGCGAGCUCCCGAAGGGUCGCUGCCUUUCCCCGGCAUCCUGGCACCCGCAGCUUCCCCCUCAGCGACUCCGAACCCCCGGCUCCGAUGGGACAGGCUGCCGAGGAGCAGGUAAUGUUUGCCCGCGUUACCUCGGCUGCAGAGGAGGCGAGAGGCACGGGGAGCCGGCGCAGCUUUGGCAGAGGGGCUGAGGGGAUUGGGGAGUUUAUAGAAGGUUUCGGCUGAUCCUUUUAGGGGAGAAAUCACGCUGGGGAAAGGUGGGGAGAACUCCUUACAUUUCGGAAGAAAACAGGUUCCUGGAAUGAAAAAAACAACCAACCAGACGAGCUGCUCGGUGCUGAAGAGAAGGCGUGUUUCGUGGAAGGGAUUCCUGCGAAAUAUGAACGAGUAAUCAAGAGCGCUUUAAAAGCCACGAAUCAAACUGUACUCGGCCUUAGAAACCGGGAGAGGCCCUUUGAUGGACUUAAACCUGACCAGCUCUGUUGCAACCAGCAAGAGGCCUCUGGGCCAGCCGGUGCAACACCUUUCCAGCCAGCUGAACACCCGAGUGAGAAAAAUCUCCAAUUCCUGUCCAUGGGGCUCAUGCUGCAGGUCUUCCUUUCUAACUUCUGUGUCCCUCCGAGCGAAUCCCUGCGGUGCCGCAGCAUUCCUGGGCAGCAGGCACUCAGUCGGUGCUCUUUCCCGGCUGACAACCGCUACCUCUGCAUCACUAAAAUAAUAAUUAAAAAAAAAAAAAACAUAAAAAAAGAGAUAAAGCUGUUUUAAAACUACCAGCAUACCCUUUCCUGGGUUGAAAUUGGGACUGCAGAUGCCUGAUGCUCCUCGAGCUAGAGCCAAAAAACGAUUAAGUCAGCGUCAGGUUUACUGAAGGAAAAAAAGAAAUAAUAUGUAUGUUAAUUUGCCUUCUGGGAAUUUUAAACACUCUUGCAAUCGGAAAAUUAACUCUGCCUUUGGAAAUCCCGAUUGAUUUCGCUUUUUUCUCCGCGGCAUCGAUGUGUCUCGUUUACCGGCAGGCUGAGAGGGCCGCCCGGCCGCAGCGGCGGGGCCGGCGCUGCGCUCCUGCGGGGAGGCGGGCGGGGGGCGCCGGCCGCGGGCCCUGGCGCAUUCCUGGGUUUGGCAGGGGCCGCCCCGCUGCUUUCUCCAAGCCGGUAUCGGAUUCCUCCCCGGCGUAUGAUUUCACUUGAAGUCCUGCCCGGGAGCCCUUCAAAGUGCGCUCUUGUCCCGCUCCCAUGAUGUCAGGCGGUUUUCCCUGCAUCUGUAAUUUUAAGAAAAACAAACAAACGCGCCGUGGGGAUGUGGGGGGAAACGGAGGGAGAGGGCGGGGGCACAAAAGUCACGGAAAAGCGCGGGGGGGAGAGGGACUCACCUGCGGCGCCGGCAGCUCGGGCACCUGCCUCCCGGGGAGAGCCACGGCGGGCUCGGCGGCUGCCGGAGCGGGCUCGGCUGCCGGCCCCGGUGCUCCCCAGCCGCUGUCGGCGGCUGCUCCCGCCCGGUUCACACGGCUCUCCCUUCACCUGCCCGCCCCGGCAGGCAGCAGAGCCGCCGGGCGAGCGGGAGCGCUCCCGCCAUAAAUUAGCAUCCUUGGGAAGCGGGCGGUGGCGGUGGUGACGGCAAAUCCAGUCCACCCCGUAAAGGGAUCCGGGAGGCUAAAGCAAAAGAACAAAAAGAGAGGCGCACACAUCCACAUCCCAUCAGGACAUAUUUUAUUUGCUGCACACAUAACCCGCCCGCAGUAAACAUGGCACAGGAUGUAUUUUACAUUAACUUCUGCACCAGCUUCUUUCGACUUCAGUCCACUUAAUGUUCUUGGCAAAUCAAAUCACAUGUCCUUUGAAGAAGGUGUGUAAUUGGAGUUUAAGGCGUGUAUGGAAUUCCCAGAUGUCUAUAAAGUAAGAAGGAGCAUUUGGCAGGUCACUUGAAGGUGGAGCAGGUUAAAAUCACUUGUAGAAAAGUCCCGCUUUUCUUUUUUAAAAGCAAACAAGCCGGCCAUUUAUAAGGACCAAGUGAUCGACAAUGCGGGGGGCUUAGAACUAUUUUACAGAGCAAGAACAAUAAAGCUACGGAAACUUAAUUAUGAUGGUAACAUCCGUUUAAAAAUCCGAAAUAAAACGCAAAACAAAACUAAAUAUUCAGAUCGGCGAAAAAGCUGCCCUUUCUCUU
This is a messenger RNA of Prinia subflava (tawny-flanked prinia), 4890 nucleotides long. RefSeq names its product twist family bHLH transcription factor 1 (gene TWIST1). Gene Ontology annotation, molecular function: protein dimerization activity; DNA-binding transcription factor activity, RNA polymerase II-specific; RNA polymerase II transcription regulatory region sequence-specific DNA binding. NCBI's taxonomy places the organism in Eukaryota, Metazoa, Chordata, Aves, Passeriformes, Cisticolidae. Gene Ontology annotation, biological process: developmental process; regulation of transcription by RNA polymerase II. Bases 134 to 703 code for a protein of 189 amino acids. The transcript is spliced from 2 exons. The record is from RefSeq and is a predicted model, not a curated record.